Molecule: messenger RNA, 6815 nt
Organism: Lytechinus pictus (painted urchin)
Lineage: Eukaryota; Metazoa; Echinodermata; Echinoidea; Temnopleuroida; Toxopneustidae
Exons: 13
Coding region: 328-3171 (947 amino acids)
Biological process (GO): protein phosphorylation
Molecular function (GO): ATP binding; protein kinase activity
Source: RefSeq, a predicted model, not a curated record
AGGUUGAAGCUGCAAUGUCUCCAGAAUGUUGAAACGACUUUCCUAUGUCACCAAUCCUCAGAGGUUCAGACCUAAGGAAUCAGCCAUUAUCACCAAAUAGUAAGACCUGUGUGCCAAGGAUGCCCAGUACUUUCAGUGUAGUCUGACUUGGUAUUACCUCCAAGUGUGAGGCAGAAUUCCCCUUGAGAUUACAAGAUGUUGCUUGCACAGUAUUUUGGAUCUUAGACUUCACCACUAGUAUAAAGCCAUCAUUAUCGUCAUGGUUAUAAUGUAGCCCAAUAGAAGGAACAUGUUUUUAUGUAGGAUUGAACAUAAGCUGAUCGAUGCAUGAUGAAUCGACCUCACUCAAAUAAUUGCAAUAACAUUGUUGUCGCAGAGGCACAGUUCGACACCCACCAUUCUCAGUUUCUGCAUAAAGUCACGUCCAAUGGAAACCCUGAGAACUCUGAGGAUUCAUGUGUUUCUGUUGACGGAGGGUACAGUUCUGUCGAUCGUGAAAACUCGUUGGAAUAUCAUCCCAAGUGUAUUCCAAAAUCUCGAAAUCAUGUGGAUCAGUCUCCAAUGCCAGGAUCAUUUCUGGAUGGGCCCUUCGCUAAAGAGUCAUAUCACAUGGUAGAUCCAAGGCAACAAACAUUGCAGAAUGGAAACAUGGACCCUCAUACUUCUCCAAGAUAUCCAGUUCGAGGUGAACCUAAGCAAUUCUUGGAUUUUAGGAAAACCUCCGAUGAUUUUCAAGGGCAAAUACAUGUACCUACCCUGAACGGACUCUCGUUGACUUCUAACUCGUUGGACGGUUAUCAGGGUAAUUUGCAGAAUGGCUAUCCUGACAAAUCGCCAACUCAGAGAUACUCUGCCCAAGGUGCUCCUUUCCGUUUUUCAUAUUCUGGGGAGGCUGUAGAUGAAACACAAAGGCAAGACCCAUUCACAACUAAUGGACCCCCAUUGACACCCAACACUCAUAGUGGGCCAACAAGCCCUAGACCACCACCUGUCAUUCGGAAACAUUCCUCGUUUACGAGACAGAACGCCAUCGAGGAGGAAAUAGAUGAUCAUGAUGAGCUCAAUGAUUCUGGGUUUGGGUCCAUGUGCAGAACAGCCAGCUAUGAAAAGCCAAGGAGAAGCCGCUCCAGGGAUGUGAGUGAUGCUCCCAAUGAAGAAGUCAACAACAAUCUGGCCCCUAGGAAGCUGCAGAGAUCGCAGUCAAGUCAGGAGAGGACUGACAAUGAACUCGCCCAAUUCCAUGCCGAGAAACGUCGGUGUUCAUCAGAGCAGUUGCAACGGAGCAAUGGGAGCAGUGGAUAUCAUUCUGGUAAUGGUUACCAGGGAGAUCUUGCCAGAUCCUUGAUAGCCAAGUUUUCUGAUUUAGCAAAAGGAACAUCUGCUCAGUCAGCAACAUCCACAGAACAUUCACCUACAUCAUCAGAGUAUGAUGACACAGAGGUAUUCAUCGGUGGAUUAAGAGAUAGACUCAAUUCAUGUAAGUCAGAGAGAUGGGAAGCUGCUGAGGUUCAUAAGGAGAUUUUGUCUGAUCCAAAACUUACAAUGAAAUACGAUCUCACCAGUGAGGAAUAUCGUCAGCAGAGGGAACUCAUAUCAUUUGAGGUUUUUCGUAAUGACGUCCAACCUUUCGAACCCUCACUUGUGCUCUUCAAUGGCAACCUGCCAUCUUCACCACAAAGUGACAAGAAUGUGAGAGAUGUGCCUGAAAGAUCAUCUGAGCUAGAGAUUAGUUCUAGUGAAUCAAGUCAAUCUCAAGAUGAUAGUGCAGUCCCAAUCGAGGCUCCGAGAGGUGCUCCUGAUCAUGCUGAUAUCCUUGAUGAAGAAACGAAGGAACACCUACAGACAAUCCUUGAGGAGAGCGCAUACUGUGAGGAAAUGAAACACAACACUUGUUUCCAAUGCUGGAAGACAAAAUUUCAUGUGAAUUUAUUUGAGAAGUGCUAUCGGAAUGAAAAGCUUGACCGGUGUGACCACUGCAAAGAGAUGGUCAAAGCAUACCGGAAUCAUAGCGAGAGCUGCACGUCAGACCGAUGUGUGCUGCCAUUUUGUGGCUUCAUCAAGGAUCUAUACAGUGAGACAGGGCUUCUUCAUGACCUUGAUAAGCGUCGUUGGGAGGAUGUGUUAGGAUGUUUGAUGAAGAAGAAAGAAUUGGAUGUUUUAGAAAGACUUCAUGAACUGGAAGAGUUGCAUCAUCCUACUGAUGACGGAGUGGAAUUAUGGAGUUUUGAUGCAAACGCAGAAAGUUACUUGAGGAGGGGCCAGCCUUUCAGUCAACUGACAACAGAGCGCAGACUUUGCAAAUUUGGGCACUUCACUCCCAUCCGUUGCAAAGCCAGGAGGCUGGAGCCAAUGAUCAGUGUGGUCAUCAAAAAGGUUCGAUGGUGUUCAAAUUUGACAUCUACUCUCCGGAAACUUCACUCAAAGAGUUCACCAAGCCUCAAAGAUAUCAUCUCAACAUGUCUGUGGCACAAGAAAUUGAAAGGAGAUAAGCUUCUCAUCUGUUCAACCUACCUCUACGGAGAUAGUCUGUCAUCCGUUCUUAAUUCUAUAGAGGACAUUUGUGAGAAAUGGUGGAUAGAAGCAUGCAAAGCCGCUGUUAAGCUCCAUGAGUUAAACAUACUCUACCUCAACUGGAAAGUGGAUCAUUUGGUCGUGACCCAUGAUGAUCGUGUGAAGCUGUGCAACUUGGACUAUGCUGUAGACAUUUCAUGUAGCUCAUCUUAUGGGGAACUGAGAGGGUCUCUCUGUGAAGAUUGGAGAGGAAUAGAUGUUCCGGAGCGUGUGAGAAAGGGGCUGGAUCCUCGAAUAGCGCCUCCUGAGGUCCUAGAUGGAAGAGGAUUGACUAUGAGGUCAGAUACAUGGGGUCUAGGAUGCCUGUUAUAUCAGCUAUACAAUGAUGGGUGCCUCCCAUAUCGUGAUCUCAGUCACAUGAGCGAUGAUGCCAUCAGGGAGGAGAGACUGAGGGUGAACAAAGAACAUUCUGAGCUGGUCAAAGAUUCACCUACAUUUAGGACCAGAUUACUGUCUGAGCUAUGCUGGCAGCACGAUCCGAUGAAGCGAAAAUUACCAGGACAAUUAGAAAAAUGCCUUCAAACCUACAAUGACUUAGAUCUACAUCAGCUUUAUUAUGAUAUGACACAGAUUAAUGGUAAUGUUGUAGGGACUAAUUAACUUGUGGAAAUGAUGGUAAUCAUGAAUAGUUUAUCGAAUUCUUAUGUCUGUGGCAUAAGAUUAUGUUCAGAUGGAUACAUAAAGAAUCAUGAAAUGGUUCCAUGGCACCCUUGUAUGUGAUUUGGUAAUAUUGAUUCGGCAACACUGUGAAGCAUGAGCUCUAUGGCAAAACAUAUAGUGAACAGAUGAAUUCCUGAAAAAUUCAUGAUAAAAGAAUCACCUAUUGCUUCAAAAAGAUGUAGAAAUUAGCAAGCGAUUUGAAGAGCGUUUCAUCUCCAUUUGUCAUCAUGACAUGACAACUUUGGAUGGUUUGAUUUGCUUUGAAGCAGUUACUAUGAUGACUGUAGGAUAAAGUAGACUCUGUCGGAUAAACGUUGGAAGUGUCGUUUCACGAAACGCACCCAGAUUUCCCAGGUCUUUUCUUAGAAUAAGAUGAUUAAUGUGUAGGUGUCCACAUGUGCAUACACAUAGUGCGUUUCUUUUCAGAAUCUUGAAUCAGUACUUGAAGGAUGAUGAUCCACAACAUUUAUAUUGCGCCAUGUUUCUGUUAAAAACAUCAAUAGUGGCAGGCUCAAAUAGUUAAUUAAAUAAGCUUAUUACCACACAUCUGCUGAAAUAAGUGAGUUUUGAGGGACGAUUUGAAUAGAAGGAGAUAGAAAAUGGAACUAAACUGGUAUUCAUGCAACAUUCUACCUCUUUUGUAUUCCAACUGAAUUAGAUUAACUAAUGCUAGAUUAACUCGACCUAGAUUUAGUCAAACUGAAUUGUUACUAAAUUUAAUCAAACUGGAUGUGCUAAAACUUGAUAUACUCAAAGUAGAUUUACUCAAACUGAAUUAACUCAAACUAGAUUCACUCAAACUAGAUUUACUAAAAUUAGAUUUACUCAACCAGAUUUACUCAAACUAGAUUUACUCAAAGUAGAUUUACUCAAACCAGAUUUACUCCAAACUAGAUUCAUUCAAACCAGAUUUUCUUAAACUAGAUUCACUCAAACCAAAUUUACUCAACUAGAUUUACUCAAAACCAGUGGGCUAGUACGAUUUGUUAGAUGGAUAAAAUACAAAUACCAGUGAAAGUAAAAGUAAAAAAAUAUCAGUGAAAAUUAGAAGAAAAAGAUAAAAAUAUUAAACAGUUAUUCAUACUUGAAUUGUUUUAAUGAUGAAGCCAAUGUAUAUCUCCUGUUGAAGUCAUUCAGAAAUUCUUCAGAACCCUUUUACAUGUGAUUUAUCAACAACAACUCUGACAAGUUUUUAAAAAGUUUUCAUAAGUGUUCAAUGUAUGCAUUUGCCUAUGUAAGUAUACCAUCAUUAAAUUCAGACCUGCAAUUUCGAAAUUAAUAAACUUCUAUAUAUCGAGUAGAAAUUUGCUUCAUUAAAAAAAAAGAUUUCAUUAGGAGAUGUAGAAUAUCAUUCAUUUUCUUCAUUCUUCAAGUCAUAUGCUUCCUCUUUUAUAUCUUCCACUGUCGUUCAAGUACCUUAGUAUAUUGUUUAUAACUCUUAAUAUGUGGCCGUAAUAUAUUCUUCCCAGUUUAUCUUUUCUCCCCCUCUCUCCAUCUUCGUCUUUCAUUUUUACCACCAUUUUACGUUUUGAAAUAUUUUGCUAGACAUUCCUCCAUCACUAAUUAGUCUGCUGGGCAAACCCUUCACUCGAGUUAAGGGUCUGAAUGUGCAGGCUACUCAUGCCUUGUGUACCGAAGGCUCUCUCGCUCAGGCAAGUUUUGUAUGUGCUAGUCUUUGCAUGGAGGCACACUUGUUGAUCUAUGUUCCAAUCAGGGUCUGUGACUGCAGACUAAUCAUUACUUGCCAUCAUUAACAUGAUUUUGUUUCAGUCUUAAAAAAUUCGACCAAGGUCUGGUUUCACAAAUUGCUAAGAUUGAUCACUAGACUAAUAUUAUAAUUGAUUGCAAUGAUCAUUAUGUGAAAUUUAUCUUAAAUAAACAACCCAAUGAUCAAUUGCUGAAUUCAUGUGAGUGGGUCCCUGGAUAAGUGUUUAAAUGAGGAUUAUAAGUAGGUUGGUUCAACAACAUUUGCUCUGGCGACAAUUGCUCCAAUGGAAAGUCUGCAUGUUAAACCAAACAUAAACCUUUACCUCCAAAACUAAAUAAGCCAUAAUCUUAUUCUUUACUUUAUUCUGAACCAACAACUCUAUUUCAAUCAUAACUCUAACCCUAUGCCCUCUGAGAUAUUAGGACCAAAACAAAUGUUGCAGGAGCAAAUGUCGUGUCACCUAUAAGUGAUCCAAUGUAUUGCAUUUUGAAUUGUUUUGUUUAUGAUGUGAAUCAUUCAAAAUGUUUGUAAAAUUUGUGGGCACUAAUGAAGUUAUGAUAAUUACUGCCAGAUUCUGCAGUAUUGAAUAUUGUAUAUAUGGACACAAUGUGCUUGUAAGAAAAUGUAAAAAGAUGUUUGCCCUGAACUAUACUAGUUGGAAAAGAAAUUAGGAAAGAAAACAAUGUAAAAAAUGUUUUUGCCUUUUAAUAUGUAUCAUAUAAGUAUGUGUUAUGGUCUGGGUACUGUAACAGUCUAUGGCACAUUUAGACAGUUUUUUAGGAAGAAUGACUAUCUGAUUUGUAAUAUAUGAAUAGUAUGUGUAUAAUAGAUGUGUACUGUAUAGUUUGUGUGAGUGUUACAUGAAUUCAAUUUUGCAUUCCAAUCUAUUUGAUGUACAGUUCUAAAUGUGUGUAAAAUUUAUCGGCCUUGACAAAGUAUUGUGAAAAUUUACAAUUUUAGCCAAAUGUCAUAAAUUUUGCUUGAUUUUAUUUCAAAAUCCAUAUUUUUUCAUAACUAAACAGUGUGAUAAAAGUAUUAAACUAUAGUUUUGGAUGUGAAAUUGACAAGGGUCCUUAUUUAGAAGUACUCCAAUCAUGUAGCAAUUCCUCUGGAUGACGCUACAGAGUAUAUUUGAAUUUAUUAUUGGAUUCAUCUUUUAUUGUCAAUAUUGAAUAUUGAUUUCUUGUUGUUCCCUAUAUUCAUAAAAACAUGAUGAAUUUGACAGAAAAUACAAUACAAUAAUUAUGUAAGAAUUGACAUGAUACACAGUCAUUGAAAUUAUUAUCGGUAAGUUUAUGAAAGGAUACUCCAGGCUGAAAUAAAAUGAUGUGUAUCAUAAGGAUGAAAUAAAACAAGCAAAUCACAACAAAUUUAUCAAAAUCGGUUGAAGACUAACCAAAUUAGUUUCAUAAAACCUUCUUAGAAUGAAUAAGGGAAAUAAUUUUCAUAACUUGUGUGAAAAGUGAAAGAAUAGUAAUAUGGGAUAUGAUAUCAGUUUACUCAUUGCAUAUUCAUGCAUAAAUGCAUACACAGUUCAUCUAAGUAAUGUAAAACUUUAAGAAUUCUGUUAUUGAAUGGAUUUUGAUGAAUAACCAACAUUUUACUUUACUAAUGUUAUUCUAUUUAUUCAAAUCUUAUCAUUUUUAGCCUGGGGUACCCAAUGCUUUGGGGCUUUUCAGUGUAUUCAGUUUAAUUCACUUUUAUUCAUCUUGUCAUUUUCAUUUAUAAUUUGGAAAUAUGAACUCACAUAUUAAGAUGUUGACAAAAAAACAAAUUCAAAAGAAUAGUAGCAAAAUACAAGCUGUGCCCAGUAUUCAUAGAGUAUUAAAACAGUUAUAUUAUUGGAAACAAAUUCAUAAAUAUAACACCGGUAUAC